UUAGGGCCAACCGAAACCCUCUCCACUUGAACCACAGGAUUUAGGCAUCGAACCCCCAAAAGCAAACAGGUCCGACCACCGAGACGCGACCACGCUCGAUUCGCCACCGCCACCGCCGCCGCGCCGCAGGAUUUAGGCAUCCGGCAACGCGCCGCGCUCCGCCUCAUUCCUCUGGUGACAGACUGUGAGACGGAUGACACCCCUCGGUUCUUGCUGAUGACAACGGCGGUGGCGGCGCUGUUGAGGAGAACCAAGCAGGCAGAUUCGGCGGUGGCUGGGCCCCUUACUGGAUACUGAUUCAUCUUCAUCUCCCUGGCGUGGAAAUCCGAGGCAGCAACUCAGGUGGCAGAAAGUCAUGGCGAUGGGUGACCUGGACAGUCAAGCUACAAGAUGGUGCCCUUCCGUCGUCGAAGAUAUCAUCGCUGAACUUUCUCUGAACGAUGAUUAGUGGUUUCUACCGUUGUUAGUUCCUAUCUGAAACUUUCUUUUGUCAAGAAGCCGUAUUUUACCCUAGAGAGAGAUCAACUGCAGCAAUGGGCAUGAGGAAUUUUAAGAUGCGCCAGUAGUAUCAUUGUUUUCGGUUAGAACAGUUUGGCAACUGAAUCAGUAUUCCUAUCCAAUUCCAAUCUACGUGACUUAUACUACUUUCAAAUUCAAUCAAAGCUGCAGAUAGAUUGAGUUUUUUUUCCUUUUCUUUUACGGGAGAUAGAUUGAGUUUUUUUUUAAUGUAGACUGGGGGAUCAAGAUUUACCGCCGCAUGUCCAAAUAACCAACCUGUCCGCGUGUCUUAGUUGAGAGCCGGCUGGUUAGUCUCCAUGUCCGUCUCGGCUUCAAGUUAAGAGUCCAUGUCCGGGUGUGUUACGGCGUUGUAUGUUGGCGUCUAUAUGAUACACAUACACAGCGUGAUGUGAAUCAACCUUCUCGUCAACUCCGGCGACUCGCACAGGAGCGUCUAGUACUCUGAGUACACGGGUCCAGUCCAGAUUUCAGUUAUAUCCUGCCCGUCCGCCAUGUCGUUUGCCGGCGUGUCUAUCGCCCGCUACAGUGGCGACAUCGCCCGUUACACCGGCGACGUCGCCAGCGGCCACGCCGUCGACGUCUCCACGGCCAGCGGUUACCACCUGCUUGUGGUCACCGGUUACUCGCGUACGAAAGCCUCUGCACCUACUACCGGCAAGGCGAUCGCCUCUCUCCCUUUCACGGUGGGAGGCCGCCGUUGGUCCAUCCGCUGCUUCCCUGACGGCGACACCUCGGAAAGCAGCCAAUACAUCUCUCUCUAUCUGCACCUUGUCGAUAAAGAUGUCACAGAGGCUGUCAAGGUGCAGUACUCCUUUAGCUUCGUCGACGAGGUUGAAAACCAAGGCCCCGCAUGUGUUCGAGCCAAAAAGGCACACGAUUUCUCCAGCUGCCAUGCGACAUGGGGUCAAAAGUAUUUUUGGAACAGAGUCGACCUCGAGAAGUCAAGUCAUCUCAAGGGCAACUGUUUCACCAUCCGAUGUGACCUCGCCGUCGCCACCACGUUUGAUCGCUUCAUCACGGUGCCGCCUUCCAGCAUACAACGGCAUAUCAUGAACCUCCUCCUGUCCAAGGAGGGCACCGACGUGACGUUCAGCGUCGGCGGCGAGACGAUCGUCGCGCACCGGUGCGUGCUCGCGGCCCGGUCCUCAGUCUUCAAGGCAGAGCUCUUUGGCCCCAUGAUGGAAGGCACGAUAGCAAGCGUCAUACAGAUAGAAGACAUGGAGGCGAGAGUGUUUAGGGCCUUGCUUAGCUUUAUUUACACCGACUCGCUACCCGACAUGGAGGAUGACAACGUGGAGGAUAGAGAAGCACAAGAAUUGCUGUGGCUGCAGCACUUGCUUGCAGCGGCAGAUAGAUACGAUCUCCAAAGGUUGAAGAUACUAUGUGAAGAAAAGUUAUGCAAACAAGCCGUGAGCUCGGUCAAAACUAUUUUUAUUCUAGCUGAGCGGCACAGCUGUGGUGGGUUGAAGGAGGUAUGCCUUGAAUUCCUCAAGACACCGUCUAAUUUGAAAGAGAUAACGGCGGCUGACGUCUUCGACGAUAUAGUUAGUACAUGCCCCUAUCUUUUAAAGGAGCUCAUUGCCAAGUUUGCUUCCUAA
Molecule: messenger RNA, 2117 nt
Organism: Aegilops tauschii subsp. strangulata
Lineage: Eukaryota; Viridiplantae; Streptophyta; Magnoliopsida; Poales; Poaceae
Product: BTB/POZ and MATH domain-containing protein 1
Biological process (GO): protein ubiquitination
Molecular function (GO): protein binding
Source: RefSeq, a predicted model, not a curated record